AUGGGGAGCAGCGAAGAAGGUCGAGCGACCACCCGGAGCCAAGUGCUUUCGGAGAUUCACCAACCGUCGCCAGACGUCAAUGAAGAAGAGAAACAACUUGUCUAUCAGGCACCUGAAGGGCCUGAUGGCGGUCUCCAGGGCUGGCUUCAGGUCGUUGCGGCUUUCCUCCUUGUAUUGGAUGGCUUUGGCUUCAUCACGGCCUUUGGUGUCUUUCAAGCACACUAUCGUACUAUUCUGCCGGACACUGUCACCGACAGAGACAUCUCAUGGAUCGGAUCAAUGCAGAUAUUCCUUCUUUUCCUCUUGGGAACGGUCAGCGGCAGGCUCAUCGAUGCUGGGCACUUUAGAAUCACAUUGAUCGUGGGGUUCGUCUUUCAAAUCGGAGGUGUCUUCGCAGCUUCGUUUGCCAGUCAAUACUGGCAAUUUCUGCUCUCGCAAGGCAUCGCCACUGGCAUCGGCAACGGGAUGCACUUUACAGGCCUUGUCUGGUUGGUCUCGCAAUACUUCACCAAGAAGCGAGGCCUGGCUCUUGGAAUCAGCUCAUGCGGUGCCCCUAUCGGCGCAGUCCUGUUUACCGUCAUUGCACGCCAGAUGAUUGAAAAACCGGGCCAUCAGUGGACGCUUCGUACGAUGGGUUUCCUGAUUCUCGCUGACAGUAUCGUCAUCUUUCUCAUCGCUCGGCCCAAGGCGGCUACGCGCAAAGGGGGACCUCUAUUGGAACUGUCAGCUUUCAAGGAGCUGCCGUACCUGCUUUUUACAAUUGGCAUGUUUUUUGCCCUUUUAGGUGUCUACUUUGCAUACUACUACGUCCCCAAUUUCGGUCGCGACAAGCUAAAGCUUCAACCAAACGAAACUCUGACAGUUCUCAUUGUCAUGUCAGCCGUGGGAAUCAUUGGGAGAUUGAUUCCGCCGUUCAUCGCCGACAAGAGCAUACGACCUUUGAGAACACUAGUCAUCUCCCUGCUCCUCAGCAGCCUCAAUCUCUUUGCGUGGAGUGCUGUAAGCUCGACUGCUGGGCUCUAUGUCUGGGUCAUCGCCUACGCUUUCACGGCCAACGCAGUGCAGACGCUGUUUACCGCGUCCAUGGGCGAGGUCACAUCCGACAUGUCCAAGCUUGGUGUGAGAAUUGGCAUGGUUUUCACCAUUGUCAGCUUUGCCUGUCUGGUUGGAUCCCCUAUCGGGGGAAGUCUCGUUGAUAUCAACCAUGGCGAUUACACGUAUGCACAGAUAUUUGCUGGCGCAUCCAUGCUGUUGGGUGGCCUGCUUGUUGCAAUGGCAAAGAUCAAGCAGGUUGGUCUGAAGCAAUUCUGGCGUAUUUAA
This is a messenger RNA of Colletotrichum navitas, 1320 nucleotides long. Its product is annotated as major facilitator superfamily transporter. The record is from RefSeq and is a predicted model, not a curated record. Gene Ontology annotation, biological process: transmembrane transport. The coding region runs from base 1 to 1320 and encodes 439 amino acids. The transcript has 2 exons. Lineage: Eukaryota; Fungi; Ascomycota; Sordariomycetes; Glomerellales; Glomerellaceae. Gene Ontology annotation, cellular component: membrane. Gene Ontology annotation, molecular function: transmembrane transporter activity.